Molecule: messenger RNA, 774 nt
Organism: Topomyia yanbarensis
Lineage: Eukaryota; Metazoa; Arthropoda; Insecta; Diptera; Culicidae
Exons: 1
Coding region: 1-774 (257 amino acids)
Molecular function (GO): RNA-DNA hybrid ribonuclease activity; nucleic acid binding
Source: RefSeq, a predicted model, not a curated record
AUGCGGAUAUUCACCGAUGGUUCCAAGAGCGGUGAUGAGGUUAAAAUAGGAGUGAGCAAAAUAGGAGAAGGACUCUUCUUCCGCCUACCGGCGCCAUGCUCGGUGUUUUCUGCCGAAGCGUCUGCCAUCGCGCUUGCCUUGGUACAGAAACCGGAAGAUAGACCCGUCGUUGUACUGUCUGACUCUCUGGCGGCCAUAUCCGCCCUCGAGUCGGGGAAAUACCGCCACCCCUUCAUCCAGGCCAUCGAGGCCGAGUAUGACCCACUCAUCACAAUUUGUUGGGUCCCCGGUCACUGCAGCAUCGACGGUAAUGAAAAGGCUGAUCGCCUGGCGGCCAGGGGAAGACACACUAGCCGACGUCUCACUCGACUCGUCCCGACCGCAGAUAUUUUGGGACAGCUGAAGUCAGGGAUUAACGAAGCCUUCGAACGCCACUGGCGUGGCAGCACCGGACACCUUCAGCGAAUCAAAGGCUCACCCGACCGCUGGACAGACCGGACUGAUAGGAGGGAACAACGAGUACUGUCGCGGCUCAGAGUAGGGCAUAUGAAGGUCUCUCAUGCCCGCGCCGUAUCGCGUGUUCCCCCACCAACAUGCGUUACAUGUGGUACCCGAACCACUGAACACCUUCUGGUGAACUGUCCAGAGUUAGCCGACCUAAGGCAGCACCACAAACUACCGCUCUCCAUUAGAGAGAUCCUUGGAAACGACCCCGCCCGAGAAGAAAUAUUACUGGCCUUUCUGAAGGACGCGGGAUUACUCGACCAACUGUAA